Zea mays is the source of this 6364-nucleotide messenger RNA. RefSeq names its product callose synthase 7. The record is from RefSeq and is a predicted model, not a curated record. Bases 277 to 6138 code for a protein of 1953 amino acids. The transcript is spliced from 41 exons. Lineage: Eukaryota; Viridiplantae; Streptophyta; Magnoliopsida; Poales; Poaceae. Gene Ontology annotation, biological process: (1->3)-beta-D-glucan biosynthetic process. Gene Ontology annotation, cellular component: plasma membrane; 1,3-beta-D-glucan synthase complex. Gene Ontology annotation, molecular function: 1,3-beta-D-glucan synthase activity.
AAAGCCAAAGGCGCCCAAAGCCACAAAGCGAAAAAGCGCGCUCCACACUCAGCACCACCACUGCCGCCCGCCUCGAGCCCUCCUCCUGCCUGGCUGCCUCCCUCUUAAAACGAAGAUGCCUUCCCCAGCUCCCCUCUCUUGCCCACCUUGCUUCCUCGCCACCACCACUUUCCCCACCGCUGCGGCACUAGUCAGUCAGCACCAGCACCUUCGUCACCCUGCGCUUGUGCGCGGCAACACCAACGCGCGCCGUCGGGAUCGGCGGCACCGCUGGAAAUGGCGAGCGCCGGCGCCGGCCCGUCGGGGCCGGUGCGGUCCAUAUCCCAAACGGGGCGGUCGCGGACGAUGGGGCGUAUGCCCACGCGCGCCUUCACCAUACGUCCGGACGGAUCCUCCGGUGAGGACGGCGUCGAUAUCGUGGAGGAGGAGCUCGUGCCCUCGUCGCUCGCGCCCAUUGUACCCAUCCUCCGCGCCGCCAACGAGAUCGAGGAGGAGAACCCGCGCGUCGCCUACCUAUGUCGCUUUACUGCUUUCGAGAAGGCUCAUCAUAUGGACCAAAACUCAAGUGGACGAGGUGUUCGGCAAUUCAAAACAUACCUCUUGCAUAGGCUUGAAAAGGAUGAACAUGAGACAAAGCGCAGUCUUGCUACAACUGAUGCAAGGGAGAUACAGAAGUUCUAUGCGCAGUACUGCAGAAAAUAUCUAGAACAAGAUCAUGAUAAGAGGAAACCGGAAGAGAUGGCUAGAUACUAUCAGAUUGCGUCCGUCCUAUAUGAUGUUAUGAAAACUGUUACACCUGGCAAAAAUGAGUAUGAUGAUUAUGCUAAAGAUAUUGAAAACGAAAAAGCAUCCUUUUCACAGUACAAUAUUCUACCCCUUAAUAUUUCUGCUCGAGAACAACCAAUAAUGAAAAUUCCUGAGAUCAAAGCAGCAGUGAAGCUCCUUGAGCAGAUAAAUGGCCUUCCAAUGCCAAGGAUUGAAUUACCACAAAGCUCUGACAGAAAAACAGUGUCCGACAAAAUGGACAGACCUGUGGUUAAGGAUUUGCUUGAUUGGCUUCGGCAAACAUUUGGAUUUCAGAAAGACAGUGUUGCGAAUCAAAGGGAGCACUUGAUUUUGCUCCUUGCAAACAUUGACAUGAGACAACAGGGUACUGCCGAUCAUAGUGAGAGACAUGUUCACAUGAUACGUAGUAGCACAGUGAUAUAUUUGAGGAACAAAAUUUUCCAUAAUUAUAACUCCUGGUGUCGAUACUUACAUCUGGAGUCAAACAUUAGGAUCCAAAGGGAUGCCCCCACACAACAGCCAGAGCUUCUGUACAUAGGACUGUAUUUACUGAUAUGGGGUGAAGCUUCCAAUGUUCGCUUCAUGCCUGAAUGUCUUUGCUACAUCUUUCACCAUAUGGCAAGAGAUUUACAUGACAUAAUAUCUGAUACAAGCCAAGGAUCAUUUGAGCCACCGUUCCAGGGAGAGGGGAGUGACGAUGCAUUUCUGCAGCUAGUGAUCCAACCCAUCUAUAGUGUUAUGCAGAAGGAAGCUGCAAGGAGCAAACGUGGUAAGGUGAGCCACUCAUUGUGGAGAAACUACGACGACUUGAAUGAAUAUUUUUGGUCAAAAAAAUGCUUCAAAAAACUUGGAUGGCCGAUGGAUCCAACAGCUGACUUUUUUGCAGAACCUACCAGAGCCAAGAAUGAAACUGAGCAACAUGGUCACGUGAUUAGGAGAAGAAGGGCAUCAAAAACAAAUUUUGUUGAAGUUCGUACAUUUUUGCAUAUGUUCAGAAGUUUUGAUCGUAUGUGGGCCUUCUUUAUAUUGGGGUUCCAGGCCAUGGUAAUCAUUGCCUGGAGCCCUUCUGGGUCACUUUCUUCUAUAUUUGAACCAAAUGUUUUCAAAAAUGUAUUGACAAUCUUUAUAACAGCGGCAUUUCUGAACUUCCUUCAAGCCACGCUAGAGUUAAUUCUCAACUGGAAAGCUUGGAAGAGCCUGGAGUGCUCACAAAGGAUAAGAUAUAUCCUAAAAUUUGCUGUAGCUGUUGCCUGGUUGAUAAUUCUUCCUACUACGUACUCAAGCUCUAUUCAAAAUCCCACAGGCCUUGUGAAGUUUCUCAGCAAUUGGAUUCAAAAUUUGCAGAAUGAAUCAAUUUAUAAUUAUGCUGUUGCCCUUUACAUGUUACCAAACAUAUUCAGUGCCCUGUUUUUCAUGUUUCUACCAAUUCGACGGGCCUUAGAGCGCUCAAAUUCUCGCAUUAUUAGGUUCCUUUUAUGGUGGACACAGGUAAGGUUUUGUUUACAUAAGUUCUUAGCAGAACUGUUUAUACAUAACAUCUCACAAAUCUUUUUUCCUAAUCAGCCAAAGUUAUAUGUUGCUCGAGGCAUGUAUGAAGACACUUGCUCACUUCUUAAGUAUACUACGUUCUGGAUCCUGCUGCUUAUAUGCAAGCUCGCCUUCAGUUAUUAUGUUGAGAUUGCUCCUUUAGUUGAACCUACCAGGAUAAUCAUGUCACUGGAAAGGCCGCCUUAUGAGUGGCAUGAGUUCUUCCCAAACUUGCGGCAUAAUUUAGGUGUUGUGGUUACUGUAUGGGCUCCAAUUGUCAUGGUGUACUUCAUGGACACACAAAUAUGGUAUGCCAUUUUCUCCACAAUAUGUGGUGGAGUCUAUGGUGCAUUCAGCCGCUUGGGUGAGAUACGAACCCUUGGGAUGUUGAGAUCAAGAUUUGAGGCAAUUCCAAGAGCAUUUGGCAAAAAACUUGUACCUGAUCAUGGCAGUCACUUGAAAGGAGAUGAGGAGGACAAAAACCCACCCUUCGAUAAGUUUGCUGACAUAUGGAAUGCAUUUAUUAAUUCAUUGCGAGAAGAGGACUUACUAAACAAUAGGGAGAAAGAUCUAUUGGUUGUUCCUUCAUCUGGUGGUCAAACAAGUGUUUUUCAGUGGCCUCCUUUCCUUCUUGCCAGUAAGAUUCCAAUUGCACUUGACAUGGCAAAGAGUGUCAAGAAAAAAGAUGAUGAACUUAUGAAGAGGAUAAAGCAGGAUCCUUAUACUGAGUAUGCUGUAAUAGAAUGCUACGAUACAUUAUUAGAUAUCCUUUACAGCAUUAUUGUUGUACAAAGUGAUAAGAAAGUUGUUGAUAGAAUACGUGAAAGCAUCAAAGAUAGCAUCCACCGGAAAUCACUCGUGAAAGAAUUCCGAUUGGAUGAACUUCCUCAACUAAGUGCUAAGUUUGAUAAGUUGCUAAAUCUACUGAAGGAAUAUGAUGAGAACGAUCCUGUAAAUAGAAACACACAUAUUGCCAAUCUGUUGCAGGAUAUAAUGGAAAUCAUCACACAGGAUAUUAUGAAAAAUGGAAAAGGUAUCUUGAAGGACGAGGGCCAAAAACAACAACUGUUUGCAAAAUUAAAUCUGGAUUCAUUGAAGCAUGUUGCUUGGAGGGAGAAGUGCAUUAGGCUUCAAUUGUUGUUGACAACAAAGGAAUCUGCCAUAUAUGUACCAACGAACUUGGAAGCUCGGCGUAGGAUCACCUUUUUUGCAAACUCACUUUUUAUGAGAAUGCCAAGGGCACCACCUGUCCGUAGCAUGAUGUCCUUCAGUGUUUUAACUCCAUACUUCAAAGAGGAGGUGCUCUUUUCACCAGAAGAUCUUCAUAGGAAAAAUGAGGAUGGUAUAUCAAUACUGUUCUACCUACGGAAAAUAUAUCCAGAUGAAUUUAGGAACUUCCUUCAGCGGAUAGAUUUUGAAGUGAAGGAUGAAGAAGAACUUAAAGAUAAGAUGGAUGAGAUCUGUAAUUGGGCGUCUUAUAGGGGUCAAACUCUCACCAGAACAGUAAGAGGAAUGAUGUACUACAGAAAGGCACUUGAAAUCCAAUGCCUUCAAGAUAUGACAGAUCCUGCUAAAGUUGACCGAGACAGAUCAAUAGGAUCCUACCAAGAGUUGCAAUAUGAUAUUGAAAUGGCACAAGCUAUUGCUGAUAUCAAAUUCACUUAUGUUGUCUCAUGUCAAGUUUAUGGCAUGCAAAAGAAAUCAAAGGAUUUAAAUGAAAAAAGGCGCUAUCAGAAUAUCCUCAAUCUCAUGAUAAUGAACCCAUCACUACGAGUUGCUUUCAUUGAGGAGAUCGAAGGUCUAACCAGAAAUGGAGCAACUGAGAAGACAUAUUGUUCCGUUCUUGUCAAAGGUGGUGAAAAGUAUGAUGAGGAAAUUUACCGCAUAAAGCUUCCUGGCAAUCCAACAGAUAUUGGAGAGGGAAAACCUGAAAACCAAAAUCAUGCCAUAAUCUUCACCAGGGGAGAAGCACUUCAGGCCAUUGAUAUGAAUCAGGAUAAUUAUAUUGAGGAGGCGUUUAAAAUGAGAAAUGUGCUGGAGGAGUUUGAGAGUAGAAAGUAUGGGAAGAGCAAACCCACUAUAUUAGGCUUACGUGAGCACAUUUUUACUGGAAGUGUUUCGUCGCUGGCUUGGUUUAUGUCCAAUCAAGAGACCAGUUUUGUUACUAUUGGGCAAAGAGUUCUGGCAAAUCCUCUCAAGGUUCGGUUCCAUUAUGGCCACCCAGAUAUUUUUGAUAGACUCUUCCAUAUCACCAGAGGAGGCAUAAGUAAAGCUUCAAAGACUAUAAAUCUGAGUGAAGAUAUAUUUUCAGGUUUUAAUUCAACCAUGAGAGGAGGAAAUGUUACACAUCACGAAUACAUGCAAGUUGGUAAGGGGCGUGAUGUGGGGAUGAAUCAGAUUUCUAGCUUCGAAGCUAAGGUGGCCAACGGUAACGGUGAACAAACAUUAAGUCGUGACAUUUAUCGGCUUGGACGCAGAUUUGACUUCUACAGAAUGUUAUCUUUCUAUUUUACUACAGUUGGGUUCUAUUUUAGUAGCAUGGUUACUGUACUUACUGUCUAUGUGUUUUUAUAUGGGAGGCUUUAUCUGGUUAUGAGUGGUCUGGAAAAGUCUAUUAUGCUGGAUCCACGAAAUCAGCAGAAUGUCAAGGCUCUCGAAAAUGCACUGGCUUCACAGUCUAUUUUCCAGCUAGGUCUGCUGCUUGUCCUCCCUAUGGUCAUGGAAGUUGGCUUAGAGAAAGGGUUCCGCACAGCAUUAGGAGAGUUUGUAAUCAUGCAGCUUCAGUUGGCAUCUGUGUUCUUCACAUUCCAGCUUGGCACCAAAACCCACUACUAUGGGAGAACAAUACUCCAUGGUGGUGCAAAAUACAGACCAACAGGUCGUGGAUUCGUUGUGUACCAUGCAAAGUUUGCUGAAAAUUACCGUAUGUACUCCCGUAGCCACUUUGUUAAAGGACUGGAACUCUUGAUACUUUUGGUUGUAUAUCUAGUCUAUGGAAGUUCCUAUCGCAGCUCAAACAUAUACCUAUUUGUCACCUGCUCCAUAUGGUUCCUUGUUGCUUCAUGGCUCUUCGCGCCAUUUAUCUUCAAUCCAUCAUGCUUUGAAUGGCAGAAGACUGUUGAGGACUGGACAGAUUGGAGGAAGUGGAUGGAUAACAGAGGGGGAAUUGGCAUGUCUGUGGAACAAAGCUGGGAAGCCUGGUGGGUAACUGAGCAAGAUCACCUCAGGAAGACUAGCAUCCGAGCUUUUGUGUUGGAAAUCAUCCUUUCACUUCGAUUUUUGAUCUACCAGUAUGGCAUUGUCUACCAUCUGAACAUAGCAGAUCACCACAAAAGCAUUAUGGUAUAUGGAGUAUCAUGGGUGGUUAUGCUCCUUGUUCUUGUAGUGCUGAAGAUGGUUUCAAUAGGGCGGCAGAAAUUUGGAACAGACCUACAGCUUAUGUUCCGCAUUCUCAAGGGCCUUCUCUUCCUUGGUUUUGUCUCUGUGAUGGCAGUCCUAUUUGUCGUCUUACACCUUACUAUUUCUGAUGUCUUCGCUAGUAUCCUUGGAUACUUGCCUACUGGAUGGUGUCUUCUUCUGAUUGGACAAGCAUGCUCACCAUUGAUUAGGAGGACCCUGCUGUGGGACUCCAUCAUGGAGCUCGGAAGGUCAUACGAGAAUAUAAUGGGUCUCGUCCUCUUCCUGCCAAUUGGUUUCCUGUCGUGGUUCCCCUUCGUCUCUGAAUUCCAGACACGGCUGCUGUUUAACCAGGCAUUUAGCCGGGGCCUCCAGAUCUCAAGGAUCCUUGCUGGUCAGAAGGAUGUUAGCGAGUUCGAGUUCAAGUGACCAAUUUCAUCCCUCUUGCAAGCAAACCAAACUCACUUUCAUGUAUUUGUUUACGAUGAUCGAUUUUGGGUGUCUGUACUCUAGUAUAUUUUCAUCACGUUUACUACUAUAAUACUGUCUGUACUUGAGAAUGUUUUGCCUCUGUAAACUGACAUGUAGAAUUUCUGUAAUAUAUUUAUGGAAUUUGAUAACUUCCAUCCAUGCACUGAACGCUUUGAAUGGACCA